AAAUCAGCCACAUUUCUUCAUCCUUAUAUAUGUAUGUAUGUAUGUAUGUAUGUGUUAACAACAACAUCAAUACUACAUAAACAGGAGCAGCGAUAACAACAACAGCAGCAAACACAGCAAGAACACAAAUCGAUGCUAAAGUUUCAACUAUGAUUGCCACAACUGAGGUGGAUUCCGCAAAAUAUUCGUGGUCACGACAUUUGAAUAUGGCCACACAAACGCCACCUGCACGGCGUCAUCAGCCAUGCAUGCAAGUGGAUAGCGCUGAAGAUGGCGACGAUGAUGAUGAUGAUGAUGACGAUGACGAUGAUGAUGAAGAUGAAGCAGUUGACAGCAAUGACAAGAACAAUGAAAAUGACAAUUUGAUUGAGUCGGAUGCAGAUGGCGAAGCUGCUGCUGCUGCUGCUCAAAUUGGUGGUAAUAUUAGUGGUGCUGGGGUGACUGAUGGUGGUUGCUGUAAGCCACAUGCUUCCACUUCAGAUGCUGCUAAGGCCAAUGAUCGGCAUGCUGAUCGGGCAGCUAAAUUUUCGUCUAUUUGAAAAUUCGCCAAUACCUAUUUCAGGCUCAUGUGCACCUAACAUAUGCAUUUGUACAUUUUGGUACAUAUAAACAGAUGUAUAUACUUUCCAUUCAGUGUAUUAGGGACUUUCGGGAUCCAAGUAUUUGGCUAGCUGUCACAUGAUUUUAUAGCUCAAACAGUGUAAUAUAAGUAAAACUUCACACACACACAUCCACACUCGCCAAUAAACGCAUACACUAGGAACAGAACUCAAGAAAGUUGGAAUAGCUUAGUGCUUUUGUGCGCUGCUUUUGAUGUAACGUUCCCUUGAAACUCUAAUAAAAUUUUUGAGAGGAAGUUAUGUUGACUAGCUUUGUAAAAUUUUUAAUUUUCUUUUAUUUCACCAUAUGAGUAGCACCAUUAA
Rhagoletis pomonella (apple maggot) is the source of this 923-nucleotide messenger RNA. Its product is annotated as tumor rejection antigen P815A-like. The transcript has a single exon. The record is from RefSeq and is a predicted model, not a curated record. Bases 150 to 539 code for a protein of 129 amino acids. Lineage: Eukaryota; Metazoa; Arthropoda; Insecta; Diptera; Tephritidae.